Messenger RNA from Tachysurus fulvidraco (yellow catfish), 2951 nucleotides. RefSeq names its product putative GPI-anchored protein pfl2. The record is from RefSeq and is a predicted model, not a curated record. Gene Ontology annotation, cellular component: apical plasma membrane. Bases 157 to 2454 code for a protein of 765 amino acids. Lineage: Eukaryota; Metazoa; Chordata; Actinopteri; Siluriformes; Bagridae. The transcript has 14 exons.
CCAGGUCGUUUUGACAUCAAUACUGUAUGGUACAUGCAUUGUUCCUCUGGUUAAAUAUCUCAUUUACCUCUUCUAUAUUUCACACUUUGUCUCUGUGCUGGGCUGAAAACGUUCCACAUCUGAUCCCUGAAGACAGCUGAGAUUACGAACAAGAAAAUGGAUUGGAAGCUUAUUCUGACUAUUUUGUGUCUAACAGGCCAAGCCAGCACCACUGACACAAGCACUACAGCACCAGCCUCAAAUGCAACCACAGCAACAAGCACAUCCAACAAUUCAACAACCGUAGCUACAAACACAGCUAUCGCUUCAGCAACCGUAGCUACAAACACAGCUAUCGCUUCAGCAACCGUAGCUACAAACACAACUAUCGCUUCAGCAACCGUAUCUACAAACACAACUAUCGCUUCAGCAACUGUAUCUUCAAACACAACUAUCGCUUCAGCAACCGUAUCUUCAAACACAACUAAUACUUCAACAGCCGUAGCUACAACCACUGCACCACCUUCAGCUUUCUCCUUGAUCUUCAGCAUCAAUGAACCCUUUUCAGCAGACCUGUCUAAUUCAAGCUCUCAACUGUUUAAAGACAAAUCUGCAAAUAUCACUUCACAGGUUGAACCAUUAUACAAGAAAAAGUUUCCAAACUUCAUUCGAAUGAUAAUUAAAUCAUUUAGCAAUGGUUCUAUUGUGACAAAUAGCACGCUCGAAUUCAGUUCUGAUAAUGUUAAUGUGAACAACGUGACAAGCACCCUCCAGCAGGGACUCACCAACUUGACAUUUCCUGUUCUCUCAAACUCCAUCAAUGCCACAACUAUCGCUACAGCAACCGUAGCUCCAAACACAACUAUCGCUACAGCAACCGUAGCUCCAAACACAACUAAUACUUCAACAACCGUAGCUACACCCAUUGUACCACUUUCAGUUUUCUCCUUGAUCUUCAGCAUCAACGAAACCUUUUCAGCAGACCUGUCUAAUUCAAGCUCUCAACUGUUUAAAGACAAAUCUGCAAAUAUCAUUUCACAGGUUGAACCAUUAUACAAGAAAAAGUUUUCAAACUUCAUUCGAAUGAUAAUUAAAUCAUUUAGCAAUGGUUCUAUUGUGACAAAUAGCACGCUCGAAUUCAGUUCUGAUAAUGUUAAUGUGAACAACGUGACAAGCACCCUCCAGCAGGGACUCACCAACUUGACAUUUCCUGUUCUCUCAAACUCCAUCAAUGCCACAACUAUCGCUACAGCAACCGUAGCUCCAAACACAACUAUCGCUACAGCAACCGUAGCUCCAAACACAACUAAUACUUCAACAACCGUAGCUACACCCAUUGUACCACUUUCAGUUUUCUCCUUGAUCUUCAGCAUCAACGAAACCUUUUCAGCAGACCUGUCUAAUUCAAGCUCUCAACUGUUUAAAGACAAAUCUGCAAAUAUCAUUUCACAGGUUGAACCAUUAUACAAGAAAAAGUUUUCAAACUUCAUUCGAAUGAUAAUUAAAUCAUUUAGCAAUGGUUCUAUUGUGACAAAUAGCACGCUCGAAUUCAGUUCUGAUAAUGUUAAUGUGAACAACGUGACAAGCACCCUCCAGCAGGGACUCACCAACUUGACAUUUCCUGUUCUCUCAAACUCCAUCAAUGCCACAACUAUCGCUACAGCAACCGUAGCUACACCCAUUGUACCACUUUCAGUUUUCUCCUUGAUCUUCAGCAUCAAUGAAACCUUUUCAGCAGACCUGUCUAAUUCAAGCUCUCAACUGUUUAAAGACAAAUCUGCAAAUAUCAUUUCACAGGUUGGACCAUUAUACCAGAAAAAGUUUCCAAGCUUCAUUCGAAUGAUAAUUCAAUCAUUUAGCAAUGGUUCUAUUGUGACAAAUAGCACGCUCGAAUUCAAUUCUGAUAAUGUUACUGUGAACAACGUGACAAGCACCCUCCAGGAGGGACUCACCAACUUGACAAUUCCUGUUAUCCAAGGCUCCAUCAAUGCCACAACUAUCGCUACAGCAACCGUAGCUCCAAACACAACUAUCGCUUCAACAACCGUAGCUACAACCACUGCACCACCUUCAGUUUUCUCCUUGAUCUUCAGCAUCAACGAAACCUUUUCAGCAGACCUGUCUAAUUCAAGCUCUCAACUGUUUAAAGACAAAUCUGCAAAUAUCAUUUCACAGGUUGGACCAUUAUACAAGAAAAAGUUUUCAAACUACCGUCAAAUGAUAAUUAAAUCAUUUAGCAAUGGUUCUAUUGUGACAAAUAGCACGCUCGAAUUCAAUUCUGAUAAUGUUACUGUGAACGACGUGAAAAGCACCCUCGUGGAUGGAGCAAAUUCCUUGACAUUUCCUAUUGACCCAAGCUCCAUCAAAGUCACACAAAUCGUUGGUAAUUCAGUUCCAUCAGUGAUUGCCAGCUCAGUCUCCAUGAUGUGGAUGUCUCUUCUAACACUCCUACUCUCAUUUGCCUUGCACAUCUAGCUCUGGACCUGAUCACAAAAUAUACACAAUAAAUUUAUAGAGUGCAUUUUUAUCGAACAAUCUGACAUAUUCUACUCAAAUAAAUAAACACAGAUGUUUUUUUUUAAUUUUCAGCACAAACAGUAACAAGAUUGUUAUUUACAGAUUAAUCUUAAUAUUUACAGAUUAAUUCAUUUAUGAAAUAAAGGUAAUAUGGGCAUUUUAUUCUUAGGAACAUUAUCUUGUUUUAGGAGAAAUAUUAAUAUUCUGAAUUGUUGAAACUGGGGACUUAAUGGGGCGGUGACUUACCUAAGCAUUUCUGCACAUAUGAACAGUCCUUAUGAUUGCUGUCUUUUAUUUAUAACAUUUAAAUGAAUCUGAUCCUUCUUGAACUGCUGUGUAGUAACAGGGUAAAGAGUCUAGUUUCUUACAUCUACCCUUCUGUAUAUCUUGUGUAUAUCAGUGUGCAAUGCAAGAAUAAAUCUUUUAUGAAAUAAACUUCUAUUCAUUAAAACGUU